UCCUGCUGAUGGCUCCUGCUGUUAUCUGUCAUGCCAAUGUCCAUGUCAAUUGUCAACAAAACAAAGUCGUAGGGCGAGCUAAGUCGUGCUCUCCAACGACCGCACCAAAUUCAGACAGCCCGUACAAAAUUAUGAUAACAUAGCGUCGCUAGCACCAGUGCCCAGUCGUUCAAGAAAACAUGAAAUUCACCCUCGUCCGCAUCCGUCACGGCCCAAAGUUAUGAGACACUAUUGUGAAAAAUUUAAAUAUUUCACCAUCAAAGCAAUAAUGAUAUCCUAAAGCAGUUUCAUUUAUCUCAUAACAACGCUCGCUGCGCACGUUGGACGAUGGAGACCUCACUGGAAAAGUCGGAUCCGUACAUUCGUACCAUUGAAUGGGAAAUGAUGAACAAAGCUAAGUUUUUUCCAUUAUCAAUGCUGAGUUCAUUCACUGUACGUUGUGCGCUUUAUCCACUCACGCUGAUAAAGACGCGUCUCCAGAUACAGAAGCACAAUAAUGUGUACACAGGCAUGAUUGAUGCCUACAGGAAAAUUCUGGGGUGUGAAGGCUUUGUUGGGCUGUAUCGAGGCUUCUGGAUAUCAUCAGUUCAAAUAUUUAGUGGUGUUUUUUAUGUAUCAACAUAUGAGGGAGUCAGACAUGUACUUGCACAAAAACAAAUUGACUCCAGAAUUAGGGCACUAGUUGCUGGUGGAUCAGCAUCACUUGUUGGACAGACAAUUAUUGUGCCAUUUGAUGUCAUCAGCCAACAUUUGAUGAUGAUGGGAGUACAAAAUAAAGGUUCAUCAUCAGUUGAAUUUAAUCCAUUGGGCAUAAAAUAUGAAGGCGCUUCGCGUCUUACUUUAACCACUGAAGUUAUCAAACAUAUUUUGAAAACUGAUGGGAUUGGUGGCUUUUAUCGUGGCUAUACAGCAAGCUUAUGUGCAUAUGUUCCUAAUUCGGCACUUUGGUGGGCAUUUUAUCAUCUGUAUCAAGAUGAAUUGCACAAUAUAUUACCUUCUCAUGUAUCUCAUUUACUCAUUCAAACAAUCGCCGGCACUCUCGGAGGAUUCACGACAACCAUAAUAACGAAUCCUCUCGAUGUGGUGCGCGCACGUCUGCAAGUGCAGCGGCUGGAGUCGAUGAGGAUAGCUUUCCGAGACCUUUGGCGCGAAGAGGGCAUGCUCAUGUUUUGCAAGGGCUUGAGUGCACGACUGAUACAAUCCGCGUCAUUUAGCUUUAGCAUUAUACUAGGAUACGAGACAAUAAAAAGAGUAUCGGUGAACGACGAGUACAAAGAGUUCGUGCGCUGGUGAAGACGCGCGUGGAUCAAAGUAGUCAAAAGAUUUAGCGAAAUUUCAGUGCGAUGGUGAUGAUGUUUGGCGAAUUGUGUUCGCGUUAUCUAAGAAGUCAUUGUUAUUUAGCGUAAGUCGCAGUUGCAAACUCAAGGGAUACCAUAUUUAGAUACCAAAUAUUAACGAAAUGAAAUAAUGCACGGGGCAAAUAUUUCGUCUUUUAUUUAUCUAUGUUGUACACAUGUUUUUAUUACUACUUACAAAUGUUUUGUUGACGCAAUUUUUUUAUUGGAAAAAUUGUACGCGUAUCUAUUUUGUUGUUUUAUAGUUUAUAUCACUGUUGGCAUAAAGCUUUUUAUUUGUAUGUUAAUAACUUAUGUGCAAUCAACACGGAGGCAAUCGAGGCAUUGCCUUUAGCAGUCAAAGUUAGAGCAAUUAUUGUGAUCAGGAGUCUGUUGAACAUAUAUGUGAAAAAUAUAUUGAAUGGAUGUUAAAUGAAAGUAUUCACAAUAAAUGGUCAAGUAUUGACAGUCCACGAUUC
This is a messenger RNA of Dalotia coriaria, 1813 nucleotides long. RefSeq names its product solute carrier family 25 member 44. The transcript is spliced from 4 exons. The record is from RefSeq and is a predicted model, not a curated record. Gene Ontology annotation, cellular component: mitochondrion. The coding region runs from base 328 to 1293 and encodes 321 amino acids. Gene Ontology annotation, biological process: transmembrane transport; branched-chain amino acid transport; branched-chain amino acid catabolic process. Lineage: Eukaryota; Metazoa; Arthropoda; Insecta; Coleoptera; Staphylinidae. Gene Ontology annotation, molecular function: branched-chain amino acid transmembrane transporter activity.